Equus quagga is the source of this 2638-nucleotide messenger RNA. It is a transcript of the gene WDR53, whose product is annotated as WD repeat domain 53. The transcript is spliced from 3 exons. The record is from RefSeq and is a predicted model, not a curated record. The coding region runs from base 748 to 1821 and encodes 357 amino acids. Gene Ontology annotation, molecular function: protein binding. Lineage: Eukaryota; Metazoa; Chordata; Mammalia; Perissodactyla; Equidae.
GGCUGGCGCCGGUGGGUUGGUGGUUGUCGUCCGGUGCCUUUUCCUCUUUUUGGUUGCGCGGUCCCUCGUGGGCUUUCCUGGGCCUCUUUUCCUGUGAGGUUUCCCUAUGUUAGCUAGGUCCCAGCUUCAGACUCCAACCUAAUGUAGGAAACUUCUCUUACCUUGCUAGCCAGUUCCUAGCUCCGCCGCCUUUGGCUUGAGUUGGAUCUUUCUUUACCUUUGGCAGCUAAGGUCAUCUUUUUCCUGUUCAGGCCCUCUCGUUCUAAGUACCGAGAUUUAGCAGCACGUGUGUCCCAGCGUAUAUUCGGAAAAUGGGGUGGCCGCAUUUGAACCUCCCUUCCUCCGUACCCCUUCCCCCGCCCCCGCGCGCAAAGGUUGGCUAACCUUAAAGUGCCGUUGAAGUGCUUAUUAAGUGCUACGUUCUUUUGGACUAAACGUAGCCUAUCUCAGUCUUUCGUGCAUUAGUAGGCGGAUUAAGGCAAUGUGUUUUUAUUUAAUUAGACAGUCCAAUCGGGAGAAUGACGUGGAAGCUAUAAUUAUAGAUGGCUUUUUGGAAGGGAAAGAAUUUCAGCAUUAUUCGAUCAGACUGCGUUGUCCUGGGUGGCCCAAAAAGUUUUCUGAAAGCCUUUAAAGAAUGCUUAGUAAGAGAAAAUAAUAACUAUCAUGUGAGCCAGGCAGUCUACUAGGGUCCUUUCUGCGGAUUUUUAUGCAAUUCUCAAAACGACUCUGAGAGUCUACUGGGCCAUUAUGGCACUCAAGUGGACUGGUGGACAUUCUUCUCCAAUUCUCUGCCUGAAUGCAAGUCAAGAAGGGCUAGUGGCUUCUGGGGCAGAGGGUGGAGAUCUCAUGGUUUGGGGUGAAGAUGGAACCCCAUUAGGACACACACACUUCCAGGGGGCUAAUGAUGUUACCAGUGUCUUAUUCUCUCCUUCCUACCCCACGAAGCUCUAUGCUUCACAUGGAGAAACCAUUAGCAUACUGGACGUAAGGUCCCUCAAAGAUUCCCUGGACCAUUUUCAUGUGAAUGAAGAAGAAAUCAAUUGUCUUUCAUUGAAUGAAACUGAAAACCUGCUGGCUUCUGCUGAUGACUCCGGGGCAAUCAAAAUCCUGGAUUUGGAAAAUAAGAAAGUUAGCAGAUCACUGAAGAGACAUUCCAAUAUCUGUUCGUCUGUAGCUUUUCGGCCUCAAAGGCCUCAGAGCCUGGUGUCAUGUGGACUGGAUAUGCAGGUGAUGCUGUGGAACCUUCAGAAAGCCCGGCCACUCUGGAUUACAAAUUUACAGGAGGAGGAAACAGAAGAAAUGGAAAGCCCACAAUCACCUGGUCAGCUUUUAAACCCUGCUCUAGCUCACUCAGUGUCUGUGGCGUCGUGCGGCAAUAUUUUUAGUUGUGGUGCAGAAGAUGGUAAGGUUCGAAUCUUUAAGGUGAUGGGAGUCAAGUGUGAACAGGAACUGGGAUUUAAGGGACACACUUUGGGAGUAUCCCAGGUCUGCUUUCUGCCAGAAUCCUAUUUGCUGCUUACUGGAGGAAAUGAUGGGAAGAUAAUAUUGUGGGAUGUAAGCAGUGAAGUUGAGAAAAAACAGAAGAGUCCUACAAAACAUACCCACAGGAAGAAAACUAAAAGAGCAACUUAUACCAAGCAGGGUGGAAACGCUAAUGCUUCAGUAACAGAUGAAGAGCAUGGCAAAAUUUUACCAAAGCUAAGUAUUGAACAUGGAGAAAAAGUGAACUGGCUCUUGAGUACAAAAAUAAAGGGAUGCCAAAAUAUAUUAGUAGCUGAUCAAACUAGCUCUGUAUCUGUAUAUCCCUUAAAUGGGAUUUAAAUCCAAUAAAAACAUUUGAAAAACUGCAGCAAAACUUUUUUUAGGUUAAAAAAAAUCCUGAUUCUUUGUUUAAACUGUUUGUUGUAUGUAGAAUAAUACCAUUCCAUGGUAUAAAUUUUAAGACAUUUGAGCAAAAGAAAAUAAUUGGGUAAUACUUCAUAUAGUAAAUGACAUAUUAAAAUUUGGGGGAAGAGAACCAGUAUUCACUGAGUACAGACCAGGUACCAGCCAUUUUACAUAUAUUUCAUUUCUUAUUUCAAAUCAGUGAAGUGGGUGAUUUCCCCCAUUUUAUUGCCACAGGAAUUGAGACUCAGAGACAUUAAUGAACCUGAGGAUCCAGGAAAAUUUCAGGCACAAUUGGGUAUCUGCAGAGAAUCUUGGUUGUCUUGUCAAGCCUCCUGCCUGAGGGAAACCCACAUCCUGAUCCAAAUGUGGUUACCACAUUAGUUAUAACGUGAGUUAGUUUGGAUCCUAGGAUGUCAUGAGGAGCCUUACCAAGUUGAAAGAGGAAACCUGUUCUUGCUUGUUCUGUUUAAAGCCCAGGAGGCUUUGCUGACACUUACCUUUUGCUGUUUCUGGGAAAAAGGUUCCGGGUCAAAUCAGGUUAGGAUAUUAUGUAGCAAUCCAGAUCAUCAUACGGGUGAGACCAAGAAUAAGGUGAAGUCAUGAAUAAGCAGAAACUCUGACUAAGCAGAAGAUGUAAGGUAGAGAAGUUAUAGAAGAGGUAAAGAUUAGAGGCCAACAUAGUGUGUCAAGAGUAAGUUCAUUUUUAUCAUGGCCUGAAUUGCUGCCUUCUCUGCAUAUUCUUUCAGCUUCU